Messenger RNA from Juglans regia (Persian walnut), 1764 nucleotides. RefSeq lists its product as uncharacterized. The record is from RefSeq and is a predicted model, not a curated record. Gene Ontology annotation, cellular component: chloroplast envelope; chloroplast thylakoid membrane. Bases 212 to 1501 code for a protein of 429 amino acids. NCBI's taxonomy places the organism in Eukaryota, Viridiplantae, Streptophyta, Magnoliopsida, Fagales, Juglandaceae. The transcript has 6 exons.
AGAACUUUGAAGCAACGGCUGUUUCUGAUCGUCACCAGAAGUAUCUAUUAAAACGACGACGGUGUUAUCGAAACAUCGGUGCAGUGUUCUGUUCUGUUCGUGCCUAAUCCAAACUCUGCGUAAAACCCUCCCUCUGCGUUUGACCAUUCCGUUUUAAAGACCUAAAACCAGAGUUUUUCAACUUUUUCCCCUUAUCUCAUUCAACCUUCAUAUGGAUUUCUCUUCUGUGACUCUCCAGUCCUCUAGCUCUUUCACGGUAAGAGCCCCUACUCUUGCUGCUAGAGCCCCUUCUCUCUCUUUCACCAGAAACUCAGCUCGAAUUCCCUUUUGUUCCUCUUCUCGACUUGAAGGUGGCCGUUUGGUGAUUAAUCCGCAAAGGUUUCAGUUGUCUACUGCUAUUGCUGCUGUUGUUGGUGAUAAAACUACAGCACCAAGUGAUUGUAGUGGAGAGGAGUCAUCGGUUUCCAAUGAGCUUGAGAGAUUUGAUGAAAAGAGGGAUGAGGAGGAUGGUAUUGAGGGCUUGGAUGACCAUAAAAUGACCCGAGUGUGUGACAAAUUAAUUGAGGUUUUCAUGGUUGAUAAGCCUGCUCCGACUGACUGGAGACGGUUGCUAGCUUUCAGCAAGGAGUGGGACAAUAUAAGGCCUCAUUUCUAUAAGCGGUGUCAGGAGCGAGCAGAUAGUGAGGAUGAUCCUGGAAUGAAGCACAAGCUACUUCGGCUUGCAAGGAAGCUGAAAGAGGUUGAUGAAGAUGUUCAAAGACACAAUGAACUUCUUCAAGUGAUCAGACAAUCAUCAUCCAAGAUUAGUGAGGUUGUUGCCAGGCGUCGUAAAGAUUUCACAAAAGAAUUUUUUGUGCAUCUUCACACGGUAGCUGAAUCCUAUCAUAACAAUCCAACGGAGCAAGAUGCUUUGGCAAAGCUUGGGAACACAUGUUUGGCUGCCGUACAAGCCUAUGACACUGCAACUGAAAGCAUUGAAGCGCUAAAUGCUGCAGAGUUGAAAUUCAAAGACAUUAUCAACUCUCCUUCUCUAGAUGCUGCUUGCAGGAAGAUAGACAAUUUGGCUGAGAAAAAUCAGCUUGAUUCAGCAUUGGUGUUGAUGAUCACAAAAGCUUGGUCUUCCGCCAAGGAGUCAAACAUGACAAAAGAUGAGGUAAAAGACGUACUGUAUCAUUUGUACAUGACCGCCAGAGGUAAUCUUCAGAGGCUAAUGCCAAAAGAGAUUCGGAUAGUUAAGUAUCUUCUUACUAUUAAGGAUCCGGAGGAGCAGCUAUGUGCCCUAAGAGAUGCAUUUACCCCAGGCGAAGAACUUGAAGGAAAAGAUGUAGACAGCCUGUACACGACGCCAGAGCAGCUGCAUGGCUGGAUAAAGGCUGUGGUGGAUGCUUAUCAUUUCAGCAGGGAAGGCAGUCUCAUAAGAGAAGCUAGGGACCUGAUGAAUCCGAAGAUAAUUGAAAAAUUGGAGGGAAUUAAGAAGAUAGUUGAAGAUAAAUUCAUGUGACCAAGAGCUCAAAUUAUAUUUCUCAAAAGGUUUUUCCUAUGGCCCUUGGUCUGGAUAAUUUCAAGCAUUUGGAGCGCAACUUUGGGGGGGCUUAGCUUCGCUAACAUGUGUAAGACAUUAUGCGUUUGGGCUUAGAGAUGAAUAGGAUAUAAACCAUAAGUGUUUCGCAUCUGCUUAUCUGCAUAGAAAAUGGAGGAAAACUGGCAGGAUGAUCUCUACCAUGAAGUUUCAGAUAUUGGAUAGAUAUUCAUGAUCAUUCAUCA